CGUCUACCUUUUUAUUUUAUUUUUUUUAAUGAGGCGCCAGUUGUCUUCGCUUGGUUGAACAUUAUUUCUCUAUCCAGAAAGGGGGACAAGAAGGAAUCAAAACAGUUCAGCCCUCAGCAUCACAAGGAGGAUGCGACUUCAGCCCGGAGUCUGUUAAGGUCCUCAGCUGCUGCCAAUAUGUUCAGGCGAGGUUAUGGCGGAGUGGAGUUACUGUUGGUGCUGUGGGGCCUGGACUUCUCUCUGCCCUGCCCCCGCCACUGCAUCUGCUACACUUCACCUAGCACCGUUUCCUGUCAGGCCCACAACUUCCACGCCGUGCCUGAGGGCAUCCCGGCUCAGAGUGAGCGUGUCUUCUUACAAAACAACAAGAUCCAGAGGCUGCUUCGUGGCCACUUCUCACCCACCACCACCAUGCUGUGGCUUUACUCCAACAACAUCUCCUACAUACAACCGUCCACCUUUCACGGCUUCGACCGGCUGGAGGAGCUUGACCUGGGAGACAACAAGCACCUGAAGGCCAUUGCUUCAGACACCUUCGUGGGUUUGGGUCGGCUACAUGCCCUGCACCUGUACCACUGUGGCCUGAUCAGCCUGCCUCCAGGGAUCUUCGCAGGCCUGAAUAACCUGCAGUAUCUUUACCUGCAGGACAACAAGUUGGAGUUCUUAGAAGAUGAUCUGUUCAUCGACCUGCUGAACCUCAGCCAUCUCUUCCUGCAUGGAAAUCAACUGUGGAGUCUUCGCCAGAACACUUUCCGAGGCCUGGGGAUCUUGGACCGGCUCCUUCUGCAUCAGAACCGAAUCCAGUGGGUUGAUCGCCAGGCUUUCCACGACCUGCGGCGCCUCACCACCCUCUUCUUGUUUAAUAACUCCCUCACUGAGCUGUCUGGUGCCACCAUGACUCUGCUGCCAGCUCUGGAGUACCUGCGCCUGAACGACAACCCAUGGGAGUGCGACUGCAAGGCUCUGUCUCUCUGGGAUUGGCUGCGAAGGUUCAGAGGUUCCACUUCUGAUCUGAUCUGCGUUUCUCCGCCAGAGCUGGCAGGGAGGGACAUGAAACUGUUAAAGAAAGAGGAGCUACCCAGUUGCUUGUCAAGUGAGGGGCAUGGGCGUGACAUGCCAGGUGGGGAGACGGAGCAUGGGGAGUCUUUAAACCACCUGAAUCGUCACCGAAAUCGUCACAACCACCAUCAGAGGCCAUACCUGCCACAUGGAGACCAGUAUAGCCUGCCUUCACCCGCACCCCUGCCACGGCCACCUAAGGGGAGCCGUAAAAACUGCACCCGCCGGGGUCGCAAGGCAAAGGGAGGGAUCAAUGAAGUGCAGGUUCUUCUGGAGGGAGGUGAGAAAGACUAUUCUCCAGAUGGAGGUAAAUAUGACAUGUCUGGAAAUUCAAGAAGAAGAAAUAAGUGCAUCCCCAGGACUUCUGUUGGUCCACCAAUUGGGGUGCAGAGAGCCAAUAACGUGGCAGGGUCACGCUCUGCAGAUUUUAUUUCCUGUUUCUCUUCAGCUCUGCUUCUGUUAUGUUUUGUGAUUCUUCGCUGA
This is a messenger RNA of Nematolebias whitei (Rio pearlfish), 1542 nucleotides long. RefSeq names its product reticulon-4 receptor-like 1 (gene rtn4rl1a). The coding region runs from base 178 to 1542 and encodes 454 amino acids. Gene Ontology annotation, molecular function: protein binding. The transcript has 3 exons. The record is from RefSeq and is a predicted model, not a curated record. Lineage: Eukaryota; Metazoa; Chordata; Actinopteri; Cyprinodontiformes; Rivulidae. Gene Ontology annotation, cellular component: plasma membrane.